Geodia barretti is the source of this 1089-nucleotide messenger RNA. NCBI's taxonomy places the organism in Eukaryota, Metazoa, Porifera, Demospongiae, Tetractinellida, Geodiidae. The record is from the annotation of a GenBank genome assembly.
AUGUUAGAUCCUCAGAUUCUCCCGCCAUUGCGGGAUCCAGAACCCGAAAUUCCUUCCCCGUCCAUCCGGGUGAUCGACAGCAACGAUACCUUCGCGUGCGUCGCCUUGGAACCGCUGGAACGGGGAUAUGCCACCACCGUGGGCAACCCGCUUCGCCGGUUGCUGCUCAGCUCCAUCCAGGGAACCGCCGUGACCUGGGUGAAGAUUGAAGGCGUGCCCCACGAAUACACCGUGAUACCCGGCGUGAAGGAAGAGGUCAUGGACCUUCUUCUCAGCGUCAAGCGUAUCCGCAUCAACGCCCUCUCCAAGCGCACCGGCAAGAUGCGCCUCGACGUGACCGGCGAGGGCCGGGUCUGCGCCGGCGAUAUCGCGGUGGCCAGCGACUACCAGAUAGUCAACCCCGAACUGCACCUGGCCACGCUGGACAACCCGGACGUGUCCCUGUCCAUCGAAUUCAACGUGGAACCGGGCAAGGGCUACCAGCAGGUGGCCCAGGGCGACAGCAUGGCCGGUCUGCCGGUGGGUGUGCUGCCGGUGGACGCCAUCUACAACCCCGUCCGCAAGGUGGAAUACUCGGUGGAACGGAUGAUGGUCGGCCAGCAGACCGACUGGGAGCGGCUGAUCCUGCAGGUAUGGACUGACGGAGCCGUGAGCCCCCUGGCCGCCAUCCAGGAAGCCUCAGAGAACCUCGUCCAGCACUUCUUCAUGUUCAACCAGCUCAGCCGGCCCGCCGACGCUCCGCUGGACACGGGCAAUCUGUCCGUUGCCUCGGAAGUCUACCUGAUGCCCAUCGAACGUUUGGACCUGUCUUCGCGCACCCUCAAUUGCCUGAAGCGGGCCAAGCUCGAUCGAGUGGGACAGGUGCUGGACCUCAGUUCGGACGAACUGUUGAACAUCCGCAACUUCGGGCAAAAGUCGCUGGAAGAAUUGCAGGCCAAACUUGCGGAGUUGGGCGUCAGCUCGUCCCGGGUCAGCCAGGCCGCCAGUGAAGCCGGUCCUGACCUGGACGACGAAGGGCUGGACGAUCCCGACGUUCCUCUGGUGUUUGACCCUGAAGACGAAGAAUACGACUACGACAACGGUGAUUAG